Cryptotermes secundus is the source of this 3339-nucleotide messenger RNA. It is a transcript of the gene p53, whose product is annotated as cellular tumor antigen p53. The record is from RefSeq and is a predicted model, not a curated record. Gene Ontology annotation, biological process: apoptotic process; regulation of transcription by RNA polymerase II. NCBI's taxonomy places the organism in Eukaryota, Metazoa, Arthropoda, Insecta, Blattodea, Kalotermitidae. The coding region runs from base 101 to 1300 and encodes 399 amino acids. Gene Ontology annotation, cellular component: nucleus. The transcript is spliced from 10 exons. Gene Ontology annotation, molecular function: RNA polymerase II cis-regulatory region sequence-specific DNA binding; DNA-binding transcription factor activity, RNA polymerase II-specific.
ACUCAAUCAAUCAAUCACUCUACUAAUCCCUGCUCCCCACGUCAUACCGCUGUGUCAAUGCAACUCUGGCGCUCUCUCUUAAACCGAAGAAGGCGGCGUUAUGACACAAAGGAAGUGGAGGUCCUUAGAAGGAGGAGAUAUGACUGAAGGUGCAUCAAGCAAUGAUGAGAGCGCUGUGCUCACAGAGUUCGGAAACCUAAUGACAGCAUCAGAGUAUGAGGAACUUCUUGAGGCAUGUGGUACUUUUGAAGGCAUACAUGAUGGCAUUAAAGAGGAAGUAUAUAUUGUUGAUGAUGUGACUGCUGUGCAAGAACCACAGACUUCAGUUCAGAGUGCACAGUUUCAUAAUCUGGGUGUAGACAGGACACAGCAGGCCACCAUUCAGUACUCUCAGUUCAAUGGUCCAUCCAGCAUGUCAGCGUCUUUACUGCCAUCACCAACAUGUGCAAUGCCUGCAAGAGAAGAAUACCCUGGACCACACAAUUUUGAGAUUCAGAUCGAUGGCAGGUCUUCAAGCAGUAAAUGGAUGUUUUCUCACGUUAUGAACAAAUUGUUUAUAACUCUCAAGACAGUAAUUCAUUUGGGAUUCAAGUGCGAUAAUUUUGGAGCUGGCCUCUUUGUACGGGCUCUUCUAGUACACUGUGAUGCAGAAGCAUUUCAGGAACCAGUGGUUCGUUGUCUGCAUCAUAAGUUCACAGAUCACCCUGAUAAUGCAGGUAUUGAUGUUAAGCUGAUUGAUUAUGUGCUACAUAUUGAUCAUUCACAAGCAAUUUAUGAGUUUGAUGAGAAGAGUGGAAGAUUUAGUGUCCGGAUGGCACUGAGUCAUCCACAGGCAGGAACUGACUGGGUGACAAUGGCCUUCAAGUUUAUGUGCAAGAACUCUUGCCUCUCUGGUUUGAAUAGACGCCCAACUGAGGUGAUUUUUACACUCGAAAAUGAAAGAGGAGCUGUUUUGGGUCGUCGUAAGAUGAAAGUUAGAAUAUGCAGCUCCCCUAAGAGGGAUAUAACCAAGGCAGAGAAUGAUUCAGAGGCCAAACAAGAGCAGAAGGCAUCAGAAGGAAAAGUAGCAAUUCAUCCUCCUCCUGAACAACUAAAUCAGCGAGCAAAAAAGAAGAAGUUUGAUGAAUUCUUUCAGCAAGCCUUUCUUGGAGAAGCAGAAUUUCUGGACGUAACCUUGUGUGCACACGCAAGAAUUAAGCGGACAUUGCAAGUCGAAAAUAGGCAGCCAACUGAGAAAGAGGCAGCCUUGCUUAAAAAAUAUGAGCGUGAUCUGGAAUGUGGGUUUUCUCCUGGAAAUUGAGAUGGCUGAGGAACAUGGUUUACCAUUUGGAAAUUGAGAUGCCGGUGAUUUCACAGAAUCUGCAGAGACACGACUUCCAUGUUAAUACUGAUGUUCUCAUAGCAGUGACUAUGGAAAGUCCUCUCAUCUGGGAUUUGAUGCAGGGUAGUCCAGUAGGUGUUCAACAUUUUGGGGGACUGUACUGCCUCCAUUUGCAGGGUUAAAGAGUAAUUCAAGCAAGCAGCAAGCUGGAUCCUGAACAUGGUGGCAGUACAUUCCUUCAGAAUGUCAGUGAACUUCUACCAGACUACAUGACAUUCCAUUGUAGCAGAUUGUAUUUUGCAUAAUAUUGUUUAAGUUUUUGUUAUGAGUUGUAAUUAGUCAAAAGGGGUACACUAAAAAUAAAAACAGCACAUAAUAUGUAGAAACUUUACAAUGUAUGACAAAAUUAAUGCAUUUGUAGAAGGUUGCAAGAACCCUGUCUAGUGUCUACAUUUUUUAUUAUUUUCUACCCUGUUGUAGGUUAAUGUUUCCUUAAAUGUGUACCUGGAUAAGUGAAGAAUCAUAUAACAUUCAUCUCUCUGUAAUACCGAGAGUUUCCAUUCUACCAUAUGGUAUUAUUCCAUAAAUAUGACAGUAGGCAUUAAUGGGUAUACACUUGGAUUAAUGUUUUGCAUCACAUUCUGAUAUUGAGAUGUUGAAAGGGGCAGCUUAUCGUAAGACAUGUGAGAUUUGCUGCAGAUUCUUGUACUGAUGUUUUAUUUUAAUGGGAUGUGUGAGUGUCUGGAUUUAUAAUUCGUAGACAUUUUCAAGAAUAACUUCAACUUGAGGCAGGAAAUAGGAAAAUUUUUUAGAUGAACAGUGAGAGUUUUCUCUUCCAGACCAAUGUUUAUAUUGUAAUCACAAUUUAUAACACUAACUACUUUGUCAUAAUGAACUGAAGUGUAAGGUUGAUUCAUGCUAGCAUUUCCAACCCUUAUAUUUCUGAUGGAUUCAAUAGUUUUCAUGCUACUGCACAAAGAAGUAGGAGUUAUUUGAAAACUUCAAGUUUGGGACUGAAAUAGUCAAUAUUCAUUUCAAGAUCAGGAUAUUUAUUUUCUUGAUCCUAAAAAUCUGAGAGUUCCAAAUGUUCACAAUUUCAUAAGUUUGUUCAUAACUUCUGAGCAAAAUAAUUUGAGACUCAAACUACAUACUGUCACAUGAUUGAAUGUGACAACUAUAUACAAGGUCUGGAUUGGUCAUUGCAUUAAUUGAACUCUUACAUAUCUGUGACUACAUGUGAUUAUAACCAUUUCACUAAUUCACACACUUUACAGUCCACUAGAAGACACAGUUAAGUCUUCUCAGCCUGUUGUGUCUUCACCAUUUUUGUGGUAACGGAUUCCAAUGGCAGAUGUUCCCCUUCCUCUGGUUCCUGAACUGUUCCUCUGGCCUCAGCUACCAGCUUCUAACAGCAGUAGCUCACAGUGAGUGAACUCCAGCAGUUAUCUAUCUCACUAAUCAAUCCUCCAACUCAAAUCAACUCAACUCAACUCAACUCAACUCAACUAACUCCACUAACUGUGCUGCUAAUAGCAUAUCAGCAUGGACCACACAGAAAACAUGGUUCCUCAUUGUUGUUAAAUUGUUGCCAUAGGAACAUGCUUGUUUGUGAACCCAUACUCAGUAACAUCUAUCUCUGCUGGCUUCAUAGUUCUUGCCUUGAGUAAAUAUGCCGCAAUACUUUUAUCUAGAGAAAUAAGUAUUUAAUAGACCUGAAUUUGGGGUUCACAUGGAGUGACUAAAUAUUACUGCCAUGUGGGAGGUGGCACCAUGUGGUCUGAUAGAAGUUCACCAACCUUUGAGAGGAACAUGCUGCCCCUAGUUUCCAGGUUGGAGAGUAAACCAAGCAAGUAACCAGCCAGAAGCAGGCAGAGUAUUAUUCUGAACCGUCUGUGAACUUCAGCCUGACUACACGAUAUCAUGUCUUAGAAGAGAGUACUACUUAAUCAAUAAUGUGUUGUCACCCCAAACUGUUCACUAACCAUGCAUUAUCAGUUCCAGCUUAGACACGCUUGAAA